UUAAGAUUAACCCGUAAUAGGUUAUUAUGGUUCAAGAUAUAAAAACAAAGUUUUAGAUAUUCCGCAUUGAUUUUUAAUUGUUUCGGCAAAAUGAACACACGCACUUUUUUGUUUUUAGUGGUUUUUCUUAUUGUUGCACAGAGCGCUUUCUGUGCACCAAAAGAUAAAAGCCACAAAAGCAAAGGCAAAGGCAAAUAUAAAACUUGGGUUGACGAGAACCUAGUAGGACUUGAGGGCGGUAAAAACAAAGUCAUCAAAUAUAUACAGAAAAAUGACCCAGAUACCACAAGGGCAAUUAAAGAACUACUAGAACCAGUGAAAGACAAAUGUCCAGAGGUCGACAAGGUACCGCAACUCUUGAAGGACGUAUACGAAUGUGUGAAAAAUACUACAGUAGGAUCAGGCACUGUAUGUUCAACAAUUCAGAAAACUAUCGAAAAAUGUUACGGACCUUUAAUCGAUCUUGUUGGAAAAUGUUUGCCCAAAGAAUCCAAAGAAUUACCUUUAUUGGCUGAGAGGAUAAUCGUUGGCGGGUUAAAACAAGUCUGUACUUUUACUGUAGAAGAAUUUUUGGAACUAUUUGCUCCAUGUCAGGCUGAAAUGAACUGGGCAGAUGUUAGUUCGUGUAAUGAAGUCAGAGCUGCCGUAGAAGAGUUCGGGGAAAACUUGCCAUCUACACAAGUUAUUUGCUCAUUUUUGCCCAAAUUGAAAACGUGUGCUAACGACGUCCACAAAAGCUCAUGCAAAAAUCCCAUAACUCUAAGAUCUUUCGCUAGAGUUGAAGAGAGCGUAUUGAAAGAAAGUGAACCUGUUUGUCGAGGCAAAAAUUAAAUAUUUUAUAGAUUUCACAAGAAUUUUAAAUAAAAUAUGUUUUAAGUUA
This is a messenger RNA of Diabrotica balteata, 880 nucleotides long. The record is from the annotation of a GenBank genome assembly. NCBI's taxonomy places the organism in Eukaryota, Metazoa, Arthropoda, Insecta, Coleoptera, Chrysomelidae.